AUGUCGGCCACUGCAUUGCAUUUCAUAUUUACACAACAACGACAACAAAAACCACCACCACCACAACAAGUUGAUAAUGGUUUGGUUUUGACCAAACAAGACCCGACAACAUCUGAACGAAUAUCAUCUGUAAAAACUUCUCAUCGACCUCACGCUUUGUGGCGCAAUAUUGCUUAUGGAUAUCGGUUUCACACUUCUCUAGCAGGUAACACUGUUCGUUUUGCUAGAUAUCGACUUGAAAAGUUAUUUACAGAUGAAAUUUGGGGUGCUGGUAUUUAA
Messenger RNA from Heterostelium album PN500, 279 nucleotides. RefSeq lists its product as uncharacterized. The record is from RefSeq and is a predicted model, not a curated record. The transcript has 3 exons. The coding region runs from base 1 to 279 and encodes 92 amino acids. NCBI's taxonomy places the organism in Eukaryota, Evosea, Eumycetozoa, Acytosteliales, Acytosteliaceae.